AUGAGCGACAUUCUACCAGCACGUGCCUUAUGUAUUUUAAUCGUCUUUUGUCAAACCGUACCACACGCAAAAGGGCAGGACGUGGUCUCGUCGGUAAGAACCCGCUCUACUACUCCAAAAACUACGGUGCAACUUUACACGCAAGAGACAGCAACAGAUGAUGAUACACGCAGUGCGUUGACCGAACCCGCGCUUUUGGCUGAGGAUAGUUCCACAGCGGAAAGUAGCUUAAAUUCCAGCGAAGAUGGCACCAACUAUGAUACCUCACUGUCGGAGCAUGAUUUCACUUCGUCCGAUGCCUCAAGUUCGUUGGAAGUGAUAAAGGAUGGGAAAAGUCUCGAAAGUAGGGAGGAUCUUCAUAUGAAUCCUACUACGAUCAGCAGCAAUCAGGAAGAAAUAAGAUCGACACAACAGGAUGGCUCUUCAAACAUGCAGAACGAUCCCUCUACCACUACAAUCGACACGCGUACCAUGAUAGCUUCUACUACUUCGGCCACAGUCACAUCGGACGGAAGUAAUGACGCUAGUAACGAGAGCACCGAAUCCAACUGUACCGAACGUCCAUUUAUCGAUAUGUCUCGGACCAAAAACCCUCACCAACAAUCCUACCAUCAUCAUCAGCGCCGGAAGUACCUGCAGACGGUACGAACGGCACGAGCCGAAAGGAAGCAACGUACGUCGGACGCACGGUUACACAGUGCUCGAAGUGGUGCUGGGCAAGAAUUGUACCCGAUGGGCGAUGAGGAAGAGCUGGACGUAGAACUGUACGCCGCACAGUACGGCUAUCGGAUCUACCGGCUGGAAGGUGACCUGAUGCUAACGUUAAUCGUUGAGACGGAUGAUUUUGGCGCAACGUUGUUCACGAUCGAUCGGAUUAAUGACCUUCGAUUGGUGGGCGGUAGUAAAGGAAACACCAGCAUUGGUGUAAACAUUAUUCACCUCCUAAAUACUUCGCUCAGCCAACGUACCCUCCAGCAAGAGGUAAACGUACUCAAAGAAUGCUCAACGAACACGAUCGGUAUCUUCGUCAGUCCACGGUUAUGGGCCUCCGUUCGACUCCUGUCGGAAACACUGGACUAUAACAUUUUUCCCCUACCAUCUACGUACGACCUACUGUUUACAAAGGCCGCCCAUCUCCUGUAUGAACUACCCUGGACGAACGGAAACUCGUCCGCGAUGGUAUACUCCGGUUCGAACGAACUAUCGACCCGUUUCAGUACGAUCUGCCGCCAUGAGCAUCUGUGCCUGGAGAACUAUCCCAGUAGCGACACCAUUUACAUACUGCUUGGACUGGAACCGGCCAUCAGCUUUGCCAUGAACGGUACACUGGUGCUGGUGCUCACGGGAAACGAUCGGCUGUAUCUUCCUGAUCUUCCGAAUGGAGCGUACGUGAUAGAGGAAACCGAACUGAACGUUGCCUCGCUCGGAUACUCCUGGGAGCGGUACGGUACCAGCAUACAUGGUUCGGAACUGCUAUCCGCUAGCAGUCUGUUGUUGGAGGUGAUCGAUCUUUUGAAUCGUUCCGGAAGCGAUUGCCGUAACGCAAGCAUCGAGUGUAUGAACAAUUGGAAGUAUCAUGCAAAACGAUCAACAACGGAGCUCCUGAACGUUCUGCAGCUGAAGAAUGCUACCCAAUCGAUUAAGUUUGAGUUGCGACAGAAGCGCGUCGGUGAUGCAUCCUCUGUUGGAAACCGUACGGAAAGCACGGACAUUGAGCAUGCCGACGAGAAUCAGCUAAAACUGAUCGCUAGCUCGAAUGCGAUCACUAACUACACGACGGUGUACGAGCGUCUAGCGACCAACACAGCGGAUGCACCCUCAAAGUUGGGAUCGAUAUUUUACUGCGCCAAGGAGUUUGAAAUUCGUCAUCCAGACUUUAUCGAACGGCAUCAUCGGCCCGUGUACUAUGGUGGGGCAGUGCCGGAUGCAGAGGAAUACGGUGACAUGUACUGGCAGAUCAAGAUGGAGGCCUGGGUUGCGGCUGGUCUAACUGUAUCCUCCUUAGGGAUACUGCUCUGUGCGGCGAUACUGAUUUUCCUGAUCGUGCGUGUCUGCAUGGACGAUAUCUUGGAAGGUCAUCCGUUGGGUAGUAUCUUGCUGCUGGUAAGCUUGAUCCUGCAGUUUGCGGCCUUCAUCCCGUUCAGUCUCGAGUACACAGGAUACACGGCAGAUCUUGCGGGUCAUCGGACGGAUGCGAUGCUCACCUGGAAUGCACACUGUACGGUGAAGAUUUUCCUCGUGUCGAUGUGCUAUUGCAUGACUUUCUCGCUGUUGCUGUGCCGUGCGAUCAUGCUCGCCUCGAUCGGUAGUGAAGGUGGCUUCCUGUCGCACAUUAAUGGCUACAUCCAGAGCGUUAUCUGCGGGUUUAGCACGCUGGUUCAGCUCGGACUCUCGACGCAACUCGUGAUUGUACUGCACGCGAAUUCGCACAGCAUCUCCUGUGGGGAAAUCUAUUACGGUCAUUGGUUCUGGGCGGUGAUAGCGUACGAUGGGGUGCUGCUGGUUUCGCUCAUCUUUUUAGCACCGUUUAUAUUCCGCUCGCAACGCAACUACCGAGAAGGAUUGCUGCUCGUUACGGGUUCGGUGUUGUGUUUGGUUAUAUGGACGGUGUGGAUACCGCUCUGCAUGUUCGGAUACGAAUGGCGCGAAGCUGCCAUCUCACUGGGAUUGGUUGCAACGGCGCUAGCGGUGCUGGUUGGAAUCAUGAUACCGCGAUGCUUCCUGAUGGUGCGCAGCAUCGCUCGUUCGGAUCUGGUACAGGCGUUACCAUCACUCACCUCUCUGGCUUUUGCUCAAGCAAACCAAUUCAUUUCGGAUCAGAGCGUGUAUGAAUGUGUGAAUCCAGCUAUGCGACAGCGAUCCCCUACGGACGAUAGUUUCGUAAUGGAUCAGGACCUAGACGAGGCGUACUCAGCAAACAGCGAAAUUCCAACGCUACCACUAAGAGGACAACGACGAUUACGGCAGGAAAAUGGAACCAUCACAAUGAGCACCAGCAAUGGAACGAUUACUGGCAACCAUAAUGGUACGAUCGUAUCACCAAUGGAUCGUCCGGUGGGCAACGUGACCCACAUAGCACCAAACUUCUAUGGCAUCUCCAAUCCGUACAGCUGUACCGAUUCGCUAACGUCCAUUUCUCCCAACAAGAUUACCCGUUUCUAGAUACAGC
This is a messenger RNA of Anopheles maculipalpis, 3169 nucleotides long. It is a transcript of the gene boss, whose product is annotated as protein bride of sevenless. Lineage: Eukaryota; Metazoa; Arthropoda; Insecta; Diptera; Culicidae. The coding region runs from base 1 to 3162 and encodes 1053 amino acids. Gene Ontology annotation, biological process: G protein-coupled receptor signaling pathway; visual perception. The record is from RefSeq and is a predicted model, not a curated record. The transcript has 5 exons. Gene Ontology annotation, molecular function: sevenless binding; adenylate cyclase inhibiting G protein-coupled glutamate receptor activity. Gene Ontology annotation, cellular component: membrane.